Messenger RNA from Boleophthalmus pectinirostris (great blue-spotted mudskipper), 1846 nucleotides. RefSeq lists its product as uncharacterized. The record is from RefSeq and is a predicted model, not a curated record. The transcript has 13 exons. Gene Ontology annotation, molecular function: ubiquitin-protein transferase activity. Bases 102 to 1703 code for a protein of 533 amino acids. NCBI's taxonomy places the organism in Eukaryota, Metazoa, Chordata, Actinopteri, Gobiiformes, Gobiidae.
UACAACCUUCAAGUCAAGAUAACGGAGUUGAUCAACAAGGAGGGAUACGGGACCAUGACCGUCACUUUGUACCAGCUACUCGGCCUACUCUUCAAACAGAAAUGACAAGAACUUUUCCAGGCCUUUUUACAAAAGGAAAAGGGAAACGACGAUUUCCUGCCCCAGUACUUAUUCCGGCCAAAAAGUGCAAGCCGCUGGAAGUGUCUUUUUACCUCCUUCCAAAACAUUGUGACAGGACACCCAGUGAACUUGAAAAAGUCACACAUAUGCAAGCAGGAUUGGGCCCCAGGACUGCUCAUCUAGAUGAGAGCAUCACCCAUGAGGAGGUUAACUAUGAAAAGACUCAUCUAUGUGAUGCCCUCAAAGCUUUAUAUCCAAAGUUGCGCACACUGUCUGGUGGAUGGCUACUUUAUAAAUCCACAGGUGGAUGGGGUAGCCGUAAGCUCGCCCUUGUGUCACCCGAUGAUGCUGGGUGGGAGGACCUUGAUACAAGUCCACUGGAACUAACUGAUGAAGCAUUCAAGGGCAUGGCAAAGGUCAUGUGCCAGAAGUGUGGAGUAGAUGUUCCUCUGCAGCUUCUUAAGGAUCACGUCAACUCAUGCUCAGUCAUUGAAAUUGAUGGUGAACAGCCUGUUGAGGAUACAAGUCAUCUUGUUGGGGAAAAAUCUGUGUCAUGUCCAGUUUGCUUAAAAAUGUUUCCUACUGACUGGAUACAGGAACAUGCAUCCACAUGUGGAGAAAGUCCAGUGACACCUGCAGUCACAUCUGCCACAGUGACAUCUGCCAAAGUGACCUAUGAGGAGGACCAUGCAGCCAUUGCUGGAACCUCCACAUCAUCUGCUACUGUUACUGGGGCAAACUGCAGUGUUACUCGACUUUUUGAAGGGGAGCCAAGUCAUCUUGUCCCAUCAGCUUCACACUUUCUGGUUGAAAGCGACCUCUUCCUCAUGGCGGGGAGGAUGAUGGGUCACUCCUUCCUCCACGGAGGACCUUGUCUGUCUGGCCUCAGCCCUGCCAUUGUUCAUGUUCUCCUUGGAGGCACUCCUGAAACGUGUACAGUCACCCUGGAGGACUGUCCUGACUUGGACAUCCGUGACACCAUCAGGCUUUUGGAAGGUGAGUCAAACCUGUCUGAGAAGGAUAAAGUAGAGAUACAGGAUUUGGCUUUUGCUUGGGACCUUCCUCCCCUGACUGAGGGCAACCGAAAAUGGCUUUUUGAAAAACUUUUAAUUCAUGCUGUGAUUGGGCGAGUAAUAAGACAGAUUAAGCAACUCCGCCGGGGACUAAAAGAAACACCAAUAUGGACCAUGCUCACCCAGAGACCAGACACAGUAGAUUUGCUCCUCCCCACAGAGGAAGCAGGGAUUAUCUGCCCUCAGGUUCUUCUGCAGCGAAUCAAAUGGCCACAGGCAGAUGAUGAUGAUGACUGCCCAGUUGACACCAAAUGUCGUGUGUCUGGCUAUCUCCGGGAGUUUAUCACUACAGUAACACCAGCUGAACUGCAAAGCCUAGUCAAAUUCUGGACUGGCUGGGAGGUCUUGCCAUCGAGUCUGUCUGUAGAAGUGGGAGCAGGAAGAUAUAUUACUGCUUCAACCUGCUACGAGACCCUGCGCAUCCCAUGUCACUACAAAGAUUAUGCUGCGUUCCAGAGCGACAUGCUUGUUUCUAUCUCCACUUGCCACACAGGAUUUGGUUUGGUGUGAAUUGUUAUGUUCUCCUAAUGUUAAUGUUGAAAAGAUAUUUUGUCAUCUGUUCACAUGGAAGCAACUGGUUUGAGUUGCUCAGUCAAGAUUUUAUUACAAGCUGAGUCAAGGGUUUAGUCUCUCAAAUUGUGUUUCUGGUUCUG